GCAGAAAUGUAAAUAGCGAAAAACGAUGAUCUCGUUUGGCAAAAGAUUGUAUACAAAAUAUACAUACUAUAGGAUAGUGUAUAAAAAAAGAAUAAAAGAAUGGACAAUAUUGUGUGGUUUGUUGAUAGGAAUAGGACUUCUCCUUAUGUACAGUAUGAGAACCCCUACAACAAGUACUGGAACCACAGUUCAAGUAGCAAGUUUGAGGAAAAAUGAAGGAGCUGCUACUGUUACCUUCUGGGGAAGAACAGGGAACCAUAUGUUUGAAUAUUCCACAUUAAUAGGCAUUGCUAAGCGUAAUAAUGUAACUCCAGUGUUAGUUGAAGGUACAGGUUUAUGGGAUUGUUUUGAUUUACCUAUAAAAAUGGGUAAAAAGUCUGACUUUGAAGAUAGUAGAAUAUUGACAGAAUACAGACCGGGUUAUUAUACUCCAAGAGUUACUAAACUGGAUCCUAAAGAAAAAUCCUAUAUACAGGGAUAUCUACAGUCUUUUAAAUACUUUGAAGAUGUAAAAUCUGAAUUAUUACAUAAACAUUUUAUAUUUAAACCUCAGUACGCAAAUAAAGCAAAAGAAUUCAUAGCAGAUGUACGUAAAAAACUCAACAAAGAGCGGGCAGUGACUAUUGGAGUGCAUGUAAGACGAGGUGACCUAGUGAGACAAAAUAGAAAAGGGUAUGCUAUACCACAGAUUCCUUACUUUUAUAGGGCUAUGAACUACUUCAGGAGAAAGUACAAUGAUGUCCUAUUUAUCAUAUGUACAAAUGAUUAUCAUUGGAGCAUGGAUAAUUUAGAUGAUGGACCAGACAUAUAUUAUUCCCCAUAUUACUCUGCCAGUUUGAAUGGUUAUUUAGAUCUCGCCAUUUUGGGCAGUAUGGAUCACAUGAUCAUGUCAGCUGGAUCAUUUUCAUGGUGGGCAGGCUACCUUACUGGUGGCACUGUAAUCUAUUUCCAUGGUUACCCAAGAGAAAACACAGUCAUGGGAAACACCACAAACAAACCAGAUUAUUAUCCGCCUAACUGGGUACCAUUAUAAACAUUCCUUCUGAAGAAAAAUCUUGCCUGUAAGUUUGUGCCAUUCUUGUUGAACUAUACCUGUAGUACUUGUAUUGGUGGAUGAGAGAACACAGGAUAAACAAUCUACAACAUUAAAGGUUGUAACAUACAACAUUUUAGAGAUAUACACUUCAGAUUCAUCUAUAUAAAACAUGACACACAGCAAAUGAUCACUAAGAGCUUAACAGUAAAAAAAGGAACCAGAAGAAAAGUAGAAACUAUUUUAACUUUAUUUACAUCAUGUAUGUAUGGUACAAUGUAUCUGUUUUGGCUUGAUUAAUUAAUAUUAUGUUAAUCGUAUAUACAAAUGAUUAUCAUUGGAGCAUGGAGAUUAAUUUAGGGGAAGAGUUACUCUAAGCUCAUCUGCCCAUACAGUUAAUAUUUUUGCAUUAUAAAUUAAAGACAAAUGUCCAGGCCCAUAUACGGGUUAUUUUGAAGGCAUGAUGUAGGGGGGAGGGUGUAUUUAGAGUCUUGAUGCUCUGACUUUAAUAGUACAAGUUCAAUCUGAAUCUCUACUUCAAUAGUCUUUAAUUGUAUUUAUUUGUUAGCAUGUUUUGGCCAUUAUCUUGAAAAUUAUUAAAGUGACAGAGAAACUAUGCAGCAAAAAUUUAAGCAACAGAACUGAAAUUGUUGAUUGACUAAUUAGAGGAGUUCAUUAAUAAUUUGUUUAUUUUUUUUAUCAAUAAAUGAAUUUUGGUGUUUUUUGCAAUUAUCUUGAAAACUAUAAAAGAUAAAGAAUAAGUGUUUAUACAUGUAUAUAAUAAAAUAAAUACUCAGGAAAUCAAGAUCUACAAAUAAAUCAUUUAACAGAAAUAGAGGAUUGACUCCUUACAGGAGUAGCUUUAAAAUGGCAAUUUUCCCGAAUUUUUUGCCUUUUAAGCUUUUUUCUUGAAAAGUAUAAUAUAGAGAAAAUACUUUUUACAAAAAGUGAUCAGAAAAAUAAGAUCUACAAAUAAGUCAACAAAAAUGAAAUUGGCAAGUGAGGAGAGCUAUUGCUGAUUUAUUGCCUAUUUUGACUGUUAUCUUGAAAAUCAUAUUUGAUUCAGAGAAAUUGUAAAACAGAAAAAAACGAUUAGCAAGACAAGAACUACAAUGAAUCCCAAGUGAUUUUAAAUGUUGACUGAGUAGACCUGUGUCACACCUGAUCACAAUAACUUGGUGUGUAAAAGAUGGCUACGAUUCAUGCUAAUGAUUUUAAUGUCACAUAUUUUUACCAGGUGAGCAAUUAAGGCACCUGGGAACCUCUAGUUUUAAAAAAAUUCUGCCAACAAUUUCACAUUUACAUGUAAAUUGAGCAGAGCAAAUGAAAUAAAACUUAAAAUGGUGCUACUAUUGGUAUGUAUAUACUUUCAUAAUAUUGUACUUGUAUUAUUUUUACUUUUAAUAUUGAUAUCAUAGAAAGAAAAUAAUUUUGUUAUUAAAUGUUUUUAUUUUAUUUUUUCAAACCUAAAAUUUGUGCACUUGUUUUUAUUCUCUGGUUAAACUAUUGUUAUGAUUAUUUUUGUUUUGUUCAAAUUCACCAAAGCAUUUGAAAUUGAAAAAGUGUAAAACAAAUUUAAUUUUGUCAUUGACUUUGAUGAUUGUGGUUCAAGGUUCAAUUGAAUAGUAGAAAUUAGAAUCCAAUGAUUUUGUGUUCUUUUUAACAAAAGAGAAGUAUUUGUGUUUAUUUGUUUACAUUCUGAAUUUUAUUAUGAACUUUUCAGAAAAAGUAACUCUUGUAUAAUAAAGGUUUUUCCGUCAAUAAUCCUUCUGAAGAAAGAAUGUCAUACUUUCAUGAACACUUAAGAUUAUACUAGUAGUCUUCAUCUUGUAAAGUUCAGAUGCACAGCGUUGAUUUCAUUUUGCUUUUUCACCAAUUUCACCAAGGAUGUAACUCAUUGACAUUCAUUAGUUAUAAACUAUGGAAUGAAUUCAGUUUAUAAAUGGGUUACUCUUGAAUUUAAAGAUAAGAAUUCAUAUUUACACUCUUGUGUUCGGCCAUGCUUAUUUUAAAUUUUAUCUAAAACUAAGGGCCAUAUUGAAGUCACAUUCAACCUACUCCUUUGAUCAAGGUAGGAAACAGUAAAAUGAACCUUCAUAUUUUCAGUUGUAAUGGUUAAUGUGAUGUAGUAAAUAAAUUGUUUUUUGUGUCACAUUGUCUUAAAUCCUUAUCAAACUUAUAUUAUCAGGACAUCCAUUGGCCAUCAUAUCAUAUUAUAUGCACAGUACUUGCCAAAAUUGAUAAUGUUUCUUAUUGGUCUGCUAACAUGAAUCUCUUUGACUCUUAUUCUAAGUUUGUUUGACUGCAACAUGGUGCUCGGCUAUACUCAGAUUAAUGUAUGUAUAUUAGUUUUUUAAGUUGAUUUUAGUAUUUGUUCAGGAUGAAUCAUGAUUUAAUUUUUUUAUGAUAAAAUCAUGAUCAUUAUCAAAGUUAUGAAUGUGUAUUAAAGUGUAGCUAAAUUAUUAUA
Molecule: messenger RNA, 3500 nt
Organism: Mytilus californianus (California mussel)
Lineage: Eukaryota; Metazoa; Mollusca; Bivalvia; Mytilida; Mytilidae
Product: galactoside alpha-(1,2)-fucosyltransferase 2-like
Exons: 3
Coding region: 26-1033 (335 amino acids)
Biological process (GO): carbohydrate metabolic process
Cellular component (GO): membrane
Molecular function (GO): galactoside 2-alpha-L-fucosyltransferase activity
Source: RefSeq, a predicted model, not a curated record